Molecule: messenger RNA, 4387 nt
Organism: Podarcis raffonei (Aeolian wall lizard)
Lineage: Eukaryota; Metazoa; Chordata; Lepidosauria; Squamata; Lacertidae
Gene: ATP2B4
Product: ATPase plasma membrane Ca2+ transporting 4
Exons: 22
Coding region: 751-4380 (1209 amino acids)
Biological process (GO): regulation of cytosolic calcium ion concentration; calcium ion transmembrane transport
Cellular component (GO): intracellular membrane-bounded organelle; membrane
Molecular function (GO): P-type calcium transporter activity; ATP hydrolysis activity; ATP binding
Source: RefSeq, a predicted model, not a curated record
GUCUGGCCGGGCUAGGCAGUGGCGUUGCCAUGACGAGCAUUUUCUUAAGCUCGCGCCGCUCGGAGCAGGAGGGACUCGACUCGCAAAACGCUGGAUUUAAAAAAGGGGCGAAGAGGCAGCGCGGAGACCGCGCCGAGGAGCCGCCUUCCCGCAGACAAUUGCCUCCCAGAGCAGCUCACAUCAAUAAUAAUCAUCAUAAUAAAAAGAGGCAGCAAGAGAGAGAGAAGAGAGGCCCUGCCAUCAGGCUUGCAGACUAAAAAGACAAGACACAGAACAGAAGGGGAGGAGAGCAGGCAAAAGUUAAGAGGAGGGAGAACAGUUCUUCAAGGCCAGAUUAAAGUAGUUUCGGUUGAAGACAGUAUCCAGGGAGCCCAUCUCUUUCUCUGGGAGAUGCACACUGGCUGUUGCUAAGGUUGCUUCCACGGUAACAUGUGCAUCCUGUUUACACCUUCAUCGGAAGAAGUUGGGCUUGGCUAGGCUCACCAGCUUUACCUGGGGAACUGCAAAAGGAAGCGCUGGUAUCCCCACCCCCUCACCAGCCCUUCCCUCUAACCCAGGAUCCUCCGUUUCCCCCAGAGGCAUUGCUUCUGGUGCCAUACAGGCCACAGAACUGGACUGCUUUCUGCGUGGAGCUCAGAAGUUUACAUUACCUGCUCUGUUUCCAUUGAGGAAAGAGACACAGAAGUGAAAAAGUUGCAGACAACAUUUCUCGUGCUGCUCUCUACUUGAACCAACUCUGCUUUUGUCAAGAUGACGAACAACUCUGCCGAUCACCACCCUGGGAACUCUGUGGUUGAGGGCAACCAUGAGGGGGACUUUGGUUGCUCUGUUAUGGAUCUGCGGAACCUCAUGGAACUUCGCAGUGGAGAGGCUGUGAACCGGAUAAACGACACCUAUGGGGGUGUACAUAAUAUUUGCAAGAGAUUGAAGACCUCACCAGUGGAAGGCCUCUCUGGGAACCCCGCGGAUCUGGAAAAAAGAAGGCAAGCAUUUGGCCAGAACUUCAUCCCACCCAAAAAGGCCAAAACUUUCCUGCAGUUAGUCUGGGAAGCACUUCAGGAUGUCACGUUAAUCAUCUUGGAAAUUGCAGCCAUAAUCUCCCUGGGCUUGUCUUUCUAUCACCCUCCUGGUGGCGAUAAUGAAAUGUGUGGGCAAGCAGCAGCUGGUGCAGAGGAUGAAGGUGAGGCUCAAGCUGGAUGGAUUGAAGGAGCAGCCAUCCUCUUCUCGGUCUUUAUUGUGGUGCUGGUCACAGCCUUCAAUGACUGGAGCAAAGAGAAGCAGUUCCGGGGCCUCCAGAGUCGGAUCGAACAGGAACAGAAGUUCACGGUCAUCCGGAAGGGGCAGGUUAUCCAAAUCCCCGUGGCUGAGAUUGUGGUGGGGGAUAUUGCUCAGAUCAAGUAUGGUGAUUUGUUGCCAGCAGACGGGAUUCUGAUCCAAGGCAAUGAUCUGAAAAUUGAUGAGAGCUCUCUGACUGGGGAGUCAGACCAAGUGAAGAAAUCUCUGGAUAAAGACCCCAUGCUGCUUUCUGGGACUCAUGUGAUGGAGGGCUCUGGUCGAAUGAUGGUCUCGGCUGUGGGUAUCAACUCACAAACUGGAAUCAUUUUUACUCUACUGGGUGCUGGAGAAGGGGAAGAGGAGAAGAAGGUCAAGAAAGGUAAAAAACCCGGAGCCCCCGAAAAUCGCAACAAAGCAAAAACUCAAGAUGGUGUGGCCCUGGAGAUCCAGCCACUGAAAAGCCAAGAAGGGGUGGAAAACGAGGAGAAGGAGGAGAAGAAGAAGGUAAAGGUCCCAAAGAAGGAGAAGUCAGUGUUGCAGGGGAAACUCACCCGUUUGGCAGUUCAGAUUGGAAAAGCAGGCCUGAUUAUGUCAGCCAUCACAGUCAUUAUCCUGGUGCUGUAUUUUGUGAUUGACACCUUCGGGAUUCAAGGAAGGCAAUGGCUGGCCGACUGCACCCCCAUCUACAUCCAGUAUUUCGUCAAGUUCUUCAUCAUUGGUGUCACUGUGCUCGUGGUAGCUGUGCCUGAAGGCUUGCCUCUGGCUGUAACCAUCUCUUUGGCCUACUCUGUGAAGAAAAUGAUGAAAGAUAACAAUCUGGUUAGGCACUUGGAUGCUUGCGAGACAAUGGGCAACGCCACUGCUAUCUGCUCAGACAAGACAGGUACUCUCACCAUGAACCGUAUGACUGUGGUCCAAGCUUAUGUGGGGGACACCCACUACAGACAGAUCCCUGACCCAGAAGCCAUCCUGCCCAAGACUCUGGACCUCAUCAUCAACGGUGUUGCAAUAAAUUCUGCUUACACCUCUAAAAUCUUGCCACCAGAGAAAGAAGGGGGCCUCCCACGUCAAGUUGGAAACAAGACAGAAUGUGCACUUCUGGGUUUUGUGCUGGACCUGAAGCAGGAUUAUCAAGCCGUCCGCAAUGAGGUGCCAGAGGAAAAACUCUACAAGGUGUACACCUUCAACUCGGUCCGCAAAUCCAUGAGCACGGUGCUGAAGAACCCAGAUGGGAGCUUCCGCAUGUACAGCAAAGGAGCCUCUGAGAUCCUCCUGCGCAAAUGCACAAAGAUCUUGGACAAGAAUGGGGAACCCAGAAUAUUUAAGGUGAAGGAUCGGGAUGAGAUGGUGAAGAAAGUGAUUGAGCCAAUGGCUUGUCAGGGGCUGCGUACCAUUUGCCUGGCAUAUCGGGAUUUCCCUACUGGAGUUGAGCCUGACUGGGAUACGGAAAACGAGAUCCUGUCUGACCUUACCUGCAUCACUGUGGUUGGCAUUGAGGACCCUGUUCGGCCAGAGGUGCCUGAUGCAAUCCUGAAGUGUCAGCGAGCUGGUAUUACUGUCCGGAUGGUUACAGGUGACAACAUCAACACAGCCCGUGCCAUUGCAACCAAGUGUGGCAUCUUGCUACCUGGGGAGGACUUCCUGUGCUUGGAAGGGAAGGAAUUCAACCGGCUGAUCCGCAACGAGAAAGGAGAGGUGGAACAAGAACAACUGGAUAAGAUUUGGCCCAAGCUACGGGUCCUGGCACGAUCUUCACCCACAGAUAAACACACACUUGUUAAAGGAAUUAUUGACAGUACCGUUGGAGAACGGAGGCAGGUGGUGGCUGUGACUGGGGAUGGCACCAAUGACGGCCCAGCCUUGAAGAAAGCAGACGUGGGAUUUGCUAUGGGCAUUGCUGGCACAGAUGUGGCUAAAGAGGCCUCAGAUAUCAUCCUGACAGAUGACAACUUUACAAGCAUAGUCAAGGCAGUGAUGUGGGGCCGCAAUGUGUACGACAGCAUCUCCAAAUUUCUGCAGUUCCAACUUACGGUCAACGUGGUGGCUGUGAUUGUGGCUUUCACGGGCGCUUGUAUCACACAGGACUCUCCUCUGAAGGCUGUCCAGAUGUUGUGGGUCAACUUGAUCAUGGAUACCUUUGCUUCGUUAGCCCUUGCCACAGAACCCCCAACCGAAUCCUUGCUCUUGCGCAAGCCAUAUGGCCGCAACAAGCCACUCAUUUCCCGCACCAUGAUGAAGAACAUCCUGGGGCAUGCUGUGUACCAGCUCACCAUUAUUUUCACACUGCUCUUUGCUGGUGAGAAAUUUUUUGAUAUUGACAGUGGCCGGAACGUCCCCCUCCACUCCCCACCCACUGAACACUACACCAUUGUCUUCAACACUUUUGUCAUGAUGCAACUUUUCAAUGAGAUCAAUGCUCGCAAGAUCCAUGGUGAGCGGAAUGUCUUUGAGGCCAUUUUCCGGAACCCCAUCUUCUGCUCAGUGGUGCUAGGAACCUUUGUUGCCCAGAUCAUCAUUGUAGAAUUUGGUGGGAAGCCCUUCAGCUGUUCUGGACUCACCUUGAGCCAAUGGUUCUGGUGUGUUUUCAUUGGUGUUGGAGAGCUGCUUUGGGGACAGUUGAUCAGCAGCAUUCCAACCAAUCAGCUGAAGUUCCUGAAGGAGGCAGGCCAUGGCAUUAACAAGGAGGAUAUUAAUGAUGAGGAGUUCACUGAGGGUCUAGAUGAAAUCGACCAUGCUGAAAUGGAGCUGCGGCGAGGACAGAUUCUCUGGUUCCGGGGUCUCAACAGAAUACAGACUCAGAUCAAAGUGGUGAAUGCGUUCCGUAGCUCCUUGUAUGAAGGCCUCGAGAAACCCGAAUCCAGAAGCUCCAUUCAUAACUUCAUGACUCACCCAGAGUUCAUCCUGGAGGAAGACGAGCCUCGGACCCCAUUCCUUGAUGGCACUGACGAAGACCCAGAAGCUGAAGAACUCCAAAAGCAGAGUGAGGAGAGCCCAGGCGAGUCCUCAUCCCUCAACAAAAAUAACAAUGCAGUGGACAGCGAUACAGCUGAGGACACCAUUCCGGAGCCAGAAAGCCCUUUACACAGCUUGGAAACAUCAGUUUGACCUCUGA